Molecule: messenger RNA, 1787 nt
Organism: Selaginella moellendorffii
Lineage: Eukaryota; Viridiplantae; Streptophyta; Lycopodiopsida; Selaginellales; Selaginellaceae
Product: spermidine-binding periplasmic protein SpuE
Exons: 7
Coding region: 138-1673 (511 amino acids)
Biological process (GO): polyamine transport
Cellular component (GO): periplasmic space
Molecular function (GO): polyamine binding
Source: RefSeq, a predicted model, not a curated record
GCCGCUGCAUUGGAUCGAUUGUGAGAGCAGGAAUUGGGUCGAGAAGGAUUGACACUCACCGGGGGAAGAAAGCAUGGCGAUUGAUUUUUAGGGUUUUUCGUUCCUGGGUAUGCCCUACUUGGGUAUUGUAGAAGAGAAUGGAGGGCGCCACUGCCGUCGCCUUUCCUUUUCUUCGAUGCGGAGGCAUUGGGCUAAGCCCGCGAGCGACAUUUCGUCCGCGCGCUUGUAGCUUGGAGAGUGUCGAUGGCUCUGGCAGCAAGAAGAAAGAGCAGCUUCUCGCUGCUAUCAAGGGAGAAUGUGGUAAACUCUUGUGUGCUAUGUCCCUCUUGGGCGCUGGUCUCGCUGCUUCUUUGGCUGGCGAACAUCGAGGCCAUGCUUGUUUUGCUCGGAUUUCUGGAGAGCAGCAAACUUCUACCAGGAUUUCUUUUGCUGCUGCUGAAAGUCGGGAGCUCGAGCACGAAAACAAGAAUGUACUAGAUGUUCGAGCUUCAGAUGGAGCUGAGAAUAUGAGUGAAGAGAUGCAACGUGCUUACGAGCAGUGGAAGACGGUUCCAUAUUCUAUAAGCUUUCCACUGAGGAUAGUCGGCCUUCGAGGAUCGGUUCCUCCUGUUUGGAUCAAGGAUUUUAUGGUGUCUCAAGGGAAACAAAUGAAACUCGGUGCAGAGUUUCUUGGAUCUCUCGACACAAUUUACACCCAGCUUGUGUCUGCUAAAAACAGUGGACAACUUACGAGUAAGUCGACCAUGGCGGCUGACGUUGUCACGCUCGGAGAUUCGUGGCUUGGUGCCGCCAUAAGAAACAAGCUGAUCGCUUCUGUUGGGAAACCCCAGGAGCUCGAGUGGUUUCAGCAUCUUGACCCGAAAUGGCAGGCCAUCCUUAGACGCGAUGCACAAGGGCGUCCAGACGAAACUGGACAAGUUUGGGGUGCGCCAUAUCGGUGUGGUUGCAUGGUGAUAGCUUAUAGGAAAGACAAACUUGCAAAAGCUGGUCUACAAGAUAUCAAGGACUGGGACGAUCUUUGGAAGCCAGAGCUUGCCGGAAAAAUUUCCAUGAUAGAAUCCACACGAGAGGUCGUCGGUCUGGUGCUAAAGUCCCUCGGAGCGUCUUACAAUGCAAGAAAUCUCGAUGCCGAAGUUCACGGUGGACAAGAAGCUGUCAAGGAGAGAUUUUUGAGAUUAAGAAAACAGGUGAGAGUGUUCGAAAACAUCAACUAUUUGAGAGCUUUAGGAGCGGGAGAUGUCUGGAUCGCGGUGGGAUGGUCGAAUGACGUUCUACCAUUUGCUAAGCGGCAAUCCAACGUUGGUGUUAUAGCUCCUGCGUCCGGGACUAGUCUUUGGGCCGAUGUAUGGGCAAUCCCUGCUGCGACCACAAUCAAAAGUGAUAAAGCCGGUGGACGCAUAAGAGGACCCUCUCCACUGGUAUCUCAAUGGCUAGAGUUUUGCCUCCAGCCAGCGCGAAGUUUGGCCUUCCACCAGGAAGCGUUUUGUGGAGCUUCGCCAUUGAGAUUCGCAGACGUCGCUGACAACGGAUCUUCAGAGCCUGCUGGUCCCCGGCUGGAUACAAAUCUUGUCUCUGGAUUGCCACCGAAAGACAUCCUUGGCAAGAGCGAGUUCCUGGAGCCGCUGGAAGAAGAAACUCUUGCAAAGUAUCGGUGGUUACUCGAAGCCGAGUGAUUCGCCUUUGCUGUAAGUGAGACAACGUUGCAGGAUGGUUUUGUAUCCCAGCCUCCACUGGAUGGCGAGCUUGUGCCUCUCGACUCCGCAUGAACCAGAGCUUGUACUCUUUUC